UUGUUAAAAAAAUUGUAAAAAAAAAAAGAUCUUCUCAAAAAUCAGAGGGAAAGAAAGAAAGGGUAAGCCUUAUCUAAUCCGCAGCGUUCGUUACUCUCUCAACACUUCCAACUUUCUUCUUACACAGAAGAGAGAGAAAAAAAAGGGAAGAGAAGUGAAAAUAAAUUCUUACAGAAAUGGCGAAUUCAAUCUGCUGUUCACCUCUCAUCUCCUUAAACAACGUUACCAAACAACAACCUGGGCUAAUUAGUCACAAGUUUACUACUAAGAGGGCAAAUUGGAUUACUGAUGAUACUUGCAGCUCCAAAACUGCUGGUUUUGAAGCUCUCAAGGCCACAGAGAAAAAAUCGGGAACGAAAGUAAACAGCAUAGUCUGUGCUGAGUGUGAGGGAGAAGGUUGUAAACAAUGUGGGCAAUGCCUUGGCACUGGAGUCAAUUCGGUCGAUCACUUUAACGGGCAGUUCAAAGCAGGCGGCCUCUGUUGGCUGUGCAGGGGUAAGAAGGAGGUUCUUUGUGGUAACUGCAACGGUGCUGGAUUUCUCGGCGGUUUCAUGAGCACGUACGACGACUAGCCAUCUGCUCGACUAUUGCUCUCUUUUUUAUAUUUUGUUUUAUCAAUUUUGUCGACAAUGGUUAACGCCAUUGAUGAACCGACAAAAUGUACCAUUAAUAGAACCCCUUGUAUUAUUGCAAUAAUUACUCGAAAUUCUUACAAGAAUCUUUAGAUUUCUUUUUCCCCAAUUC
Erythranthe guttata (spotted monkey flower) is the source of this 744-nucleotide messenger RNA. RefSeq names its product protein BUNDLE SHEATH DEFECTIVE 2, chloroplastic. NCBI's taxonomy places the organism in Eukaryota, Viridiplantae, Streptophyta, Magnoliopsida, Lamiales, Phrymaceae. The record is from RefSeq and is a predicted model, not a curated record. Gene Ontology annotation, cellular component: protein folding chaperone complex; chloroplast stroma. Gene Ontology annotation, molecular function: protein folding chaperone.